This is a messenger RNA of Pseudocercospora fijiensis CIRAD86, 318 nucleotides long. RefSeq lists its product as uncharacterized. The transcript has a single exon. The coding region runs from base 1 to 318 and encodes 105 amino acids. The record is from RefSeq and is a predicted model, not a curated record. Lineage: Eukaryota; Fungi; Ascomycota; Dothideomycetes; Mycosphaerellales; Mycosphaerellaceae.
AUGUCUCCAAACAACAUUGGUGUCCUUGCCCGACGAGGCGACCUUGAAGAUGAGCCUGCAGAGGAGGCCGAUGAAGGCGAGCGAUGCAAAGGCGACCAGUCCGGAGGCGCGAGACGAUUCGUGUCUACUUUGAGUGUAGGCAUGGACGUCCGCUGCCCGAUAGUGGGCGCACGACCAAUCCAUCCUAGCAUGCUCCCAGUGGAAUGUUCUUCAUUGAGGCCUGCUGGGAAGUUUGGAUUGUGGAUGUUUUCGGAGUUGAUGUGCAUCGGAUCGCUCGUAGACAACAUGUCAGGCAUGGCGUGGAAGGACGUCGAGUGA